This is a messenger RNA of Protopterus annectens (West African lungfish), 3411 nucleotides long. Its product is annotated as Golgi integral membrane protein 4-like. The record is from RefSeq and is a predicted model, not a curated record. Gene Ontology annotation, cellular component: Golgi apparatus; Golgi membrane. Lineage: Eukaryota; Metazoa; Chordata; Ceratodontiformes; Protopteridae. Bases 536 to 2350 code for a protein of 604 amino acids. The transcript has 14 exons.
UCCUCUAAACAAUGUUGCAAGUUUGUGAAGGGCUUUUGCCUUAAUGCUUAUUCACUAGCCAAGUGCGUUCUGGCAAGUAAUUCAGUGUGCGGAUUGUAUACUCUCGCUCGCUUUCUCCGGAUCCACGUGAAGCAAACAGGAGAAGAACGGCAUAACGUCCUGCUACAGAUUUUUGAUCUUUAGGUUUACGAUGUCUGUGCUGUCUGCUUUAAUAUCUUCUGGAUGUUGGAUUAUUUACUAUAUAAACACGUUGCUAUUAUUUUAAAAUAGUUUUCCUUACAGUUUAUGUUCGAUAUUAAUAAAAGAUGUAGAGAGAAAACACCCAAUUUAAAAUCAAGUAUUUUUAUAAACGUUUAUAACAGGUCCAACAAGUUAUAGUGGAAUUUACGGAUUUUCCAUUUCUUAGGAAUUUUCGUUUUGCCUGUACGCUACAGAAAUCAGUCAUGAAUAUGUGAUAGUGGAAGACGAGUUUUACUGAUUGCGCCUUGUCUGGGGGAGAAUUGAAUGGUCUGACUCCAAAUAAUUCUCUGUUUUUAUGACUGUUAAUAUGGGGACUGGGAUCUGUUCCAGGAGGCAGAAGGGUCUCCUUCAAACAGGCUUCUGUCUGUUGGCAGUAGCUUGUUUUGCUGCCGGAGGAUUACUGUACAGUCAUUUGCAAGAAAAGAUGAAAAAUGCAGAGACACUCUCUUUUAAAUAUAAACAACAACAGGAUGCUCUGUCUGCCCAGUUGCAAGUUGUAUAUGAACAUAGAUCAAGACUAGAACGUUCUUUGCAAAAAGAGAGAAGUGAGCAUAAAAAGACAAAAGAAGAUUUCUUAGUAUACAAGUUAGAAGCCCAAGAAGCACUGAAUAAAGAAAAGCAAGACUCUAUGAACAGAUAUGGUGCACUUAGUUCACAGCACAAAAUACUUAAGAAUCAGCAUGAAGAUUUAAAGAAACAGUUGCAAGAUCUUCAGUCAGAACACAACAAUUUAAAACUGGAAAACAGAAGGAUAGUAGAAACACACAAUCAAAAAUAUAACCAGUUGCAAACAGAAAAAGACAAUGAAGUCAGUAAUCUGCAAGAUUCAGUGUUCAAACUGAAAGAGGAAAGUAAACUUCUCAGAAAAGCCCACCAAGACGUCCAUUCUCAGCUUUUGGAUGCUCAGUCACAAAUAGAUGAAUUCCGGCAGCUGAAAAAUGCACUCCAGAAGAUGUCCGGUUUCAAAGAAAAUAAAGACAAACAAAUUCCAAGCCAGUUUGCCAGUCAGGAUAAUAAGCAGUUGCAACAUACAAACCCAAAGAUUUUUGCAGGCAGUCACCUUGAAACACUAGCCAAAACUGGGGACCAACAGAAGUAUGCCCAAGGAAAUCCUGCAAGAACAGAGGAUAUUGUAAAUGGUGAUGGUCAAUUACAGGGACAUGCUUCAUUGAGCAAUAUUGAGCGUAAACUGCAGGGAAAUAACCUACUUGGAGAAACAGCUCAAAUACCAGACAGUACUCCCCAUACUGUAUUGCCACUCUGGCAACAGAAAUCUACAGGGAACAGUGACGGCCAUUCACAUGGGUUCACAAGGACAGUUAACAGCCUGCAAAAUGAAAACGUGGUUCAGAACAGUCAAGUAAAAAAAGAAUUCACUGCAGAAGCAUCAGACAGGCUGAGUCAGAAGCCACAACACCCAAUAACAGACAGUCAUACCACAGGCAAAAAAAUGGCAUACCCCCAAAGAUGGGAAGAUGUUGUAAAUAAAGUAAACUCCAGACUUGACAAAGAUAGGGAAAACAUGUCCAAAAACCAGCAGACCGUUAUGUUGGGCAUGAUGCAGAACAAAGAAAUACAUCACAAUGAUCCUCUGUCCUUGUAUCAAGGAAAAAGACUAGGACUUGAAUUCAGCAAACAAAAAAAUGAGAAUAAGGAAGCACUUGAUAAAGAGGAACUUGAAAUGGAUGCUGGGAUGAUCGACAGAGAAGAAAACCCUCCCCAUGGUAAAGAACAUGUGGCCCAGGAGCCAAUGAUGCCUGAUGGAGAUGGCGACCCAGCACAGGAUCCUAACAAUCAAGGAGAAGAUGAAUUUGAGGAAGCCGAACUAGAGAGGCCUGACUUUGAGGAGAGAGCUGCAGGAGCAGACAAGAUUCAAGAAGUCAAUAAAGCACUAAAUGAAGAACUACGUGAAAAAAUGAAGGAUACUGGCAAUACAGACAGAGCUGCAGAAGAGCCUCUGGAUGAAUACCAAGACGACCAAGAUCAGGAAAGUGAGGAUCAUGGAGGAGAGGUAGAUGACAAUGAAGACCCUGAAGUAGCCCAGGAUGAACUGAACAGAGGACAUGUUGAUGUGGCAGGGGCAGGUGGCAAUAAAGAGGAAGACUACUGACUUUGAAGCUGAUGAAAAGAAUAGAGGAGACAAACCCUGAGGACAAUGUGCUUAUAGACUUGUACAUAUGAAAACAGCAGGGUAUGCCCCAUUGAAUAACAGUGAUUAAUCCUGCAGACUGUUUCACAACAAAUUAAAUUCUGAUGAUUGUGUGCUGCCUUUGCUUUUAUUUACUUCUUCUCAAAGUCUUCUGCACACAUCCUGGUAUUUCUUCCUGCAGCAGUUGUUCCAUGAAGCAACAUGCUGCACUGCUGUCAUUUGAAGUUUACUUUUGUUUUAGUAAGCAUAAAUGUCUUUUUAAUUUAGUUUUGAAAUAUGCAGUUCUAUGUGGACUUUCCUUUUGUUCUGAGGCUGCUAUCUCAUUACAUUAUAUGUAGUGGUCCUGCUUGUUCACAAACCAAGAAGAUUAAGUUUGACUCUGUAUGUAUGUGAUUUUUAAGGCAUCAGAUUCAUGUUGGCAUCCGCUUUUGACAGGGUCUGCAGAAUCAAACAGCAAUUGCACAGUGGACAAAGAUCGCUAUAGGAGUGCCUUAUAAACUGCAGAAUACAUCACUUCCCUUACACCCAUCUUUGUGAUUUUGCUACAUUGAACAGAGAAAUGGCAAUGACAUUCCAUGCUGACAGUACAGUUUACAGGUAAAAGAACUACAGUCAACCUGUGACCCAACCUGGUGUCCUCUCAGACUGCAGCACAAAGCCAUUGCAAUAAUUAAUCCAAUGCUUGUUUGAAAUGAAACAGAACUGUAUUUUGUUUUUAAAAUUCUGUUUUUAAUUAUAUUUUGAUCAGUUUUAAUAAUCAUGGUUGACUGUUUCUGGAAGAAACCGAGUCUUGAAUCUUCUGUUCAUGUUGCUGCUAAUAUAGUCACUGGUAUGAAAUUCAAGGCCAAAAUCCCAUUUGAAAUUGUAAAUGGACAAAGUUGUGCAAUGAAUGUUAACCAUUCCUCCCACAACAAGCAUUUGAAUAUAGGUUCCAGUAAUUAUUUGGCGAUUUUUGCAUGAGUGUGACUCUAAUAUUUACAGGGACACAUUAAAAUUGCUGCUGAAGGGUAAUUGGAAAGAAA